Molecule: messenger RNA, 2617 nt
Organism: Bufo bufo (common toad)
Lineage: Eukaryota; Metazoa; Chordata; Amphibia; Anura; Bufonidae
Product: microtubule-associated protein tau-like
Exons: 17
Coding region: 127-2286 (719 amino acids)
Biological process (GO): microtubule cytoskeleton organization; neuron projection development
Cellular component (GO): neuron projection
Molecular function (GO): microtubule binding
Source: RefSeq, a predicted model, not a curated record
CAGGAGAUAUUGCCCAUUGAAACACAAGUGUCUUAUUGCACUGGGGCCCAUUUCAUAUAAGGGUGAAAUCGACGGCAGAUAUCCACAACAUGCAUUGAUAUCCUGUGGAUUUAAAAACCACACAGCAUGUCGCGGUUCACCAUGACUGAGCAGUAUCAGGAUUAUGAUGCAGUGGGGGACCACGCCGGUGAUGACACCAACUCAGUAGUCGCUGGUGGAAAUGAAGGCGGUCACGCACAAGAGGGUGUCAUCAGGCUGCCAACUGCAUCACAACAUGGAGAUGACGGAAGCAUUGGUCUGGAGGACGACCUAGCUAUUGGUGAAGCAGUAAAAGAACAGGGUCAUACUGAGAUCCCUGAGGCAACCACUGCCGAAGAAGCUGGUGUCGUUAACACCCCCAGCCAAGAAGACCAGGCUGCAGAGAGUGCAGCGAAAGAGAUAAAAAUUCCGGCAGCCGCAGGAGAGAUGGAGAUUCAGGAGUCCUCAAGUAGCACACCAGUAACAGAAGUGGGUACGGGAGGUGAUAAAUCUAUAACAGAACGUGAUGUGGAUGAUUUGUGUGUCAUUACUGGAGACACAUAUGAAGAUGUCAGUCCCGGCUGGACAACAUUGAGUAAUGAAUUUACAGAACCUUCUGAAACUCAAGACAAACAUGCAUUAAUCCAAGAAUCCAAUGGGAUUGUUACUCACAGGGAUGAUGAUGAUGAUGAUGGUAGGUUGGAAGAACCCAGAUAUGAAGGUGGGGAAGAGGAGCAGGAUAGCACAGUAUCUACGGAACUACAAUUUGGUCUACAGCCUGAGACUAAUGGCCUUGCAUUGGACGUAGAAGAAGCCAACAAGCUCCUCGAUGGCUCAGCUUUUACAGAAUCAAACAACAAACAUGAACAGAAGCCACAUGAUGACAUAGCAGCUGAUUCUUUUCCAGUAGAAGACCAGCUAGUGCUCACUCGCCGACAGCCAUCUGUAUCUAUUUACCAGGUAGAGGUUGAUGCCAACAAGCCAAUAGACGGCAACAAGAUAUCACCAUGUGAAGAUGACAUUACACCAAGCCAGGACACAUCAGAAAAACAUUCGCCAUCUCUGGGUGAGGUUGUGGGAAUCCCUAGGAAACGAGUAUCUCCACAUGGAUCUGGAAUACCCGUCAGCAGGGUUCCUGUAUUUAAAGCCCAUGAUCAAGAGAAGCAUGAAAGAGACUCUCAAGAGAAAGUACAGACAUCUUCUACUCCACGCAUUGCCAAACUCACAACAGGCAGAACUUCCACAAUCCCCAAAAGAUCCCCUUCUGCUAGCACAGUCACCCAGAAAAAAACUUCCACUCCAACAGUACCUCCAGCACGGAGCCUUACGCAGCGGACUUUCCCUGCGACGUAUCGCCCGCUGGGUCCUUCACCACGGGCUAAGGAUGGUGUUCAUGAUGGCACAGGGGUUAAGCAGCCACCUAUCAAGAGCCCUGCCAACACAACUAGAAUCCCAUCCAAGACUCCCACAGUUCCUAAGACUCCACCUACCGCUCUGAAAAGAGAUCAGAGGAAGCCACCAUCCACCAUAAACAAAGGUGAAAGAGCUGAAUCUCCAAAAUCUGGUGAAAGAAGUGGAUACAGUAGUCCUGGAUCGCCUAGUACACCAACAAACCGUUCCCGCACACCCUCAUCAAAUAUGCCGCCUAACCGGGAGCCCAAAAAGGUCGCCGUUGUGCGUACUCCUCCCAAAUCUCCUGCCUCUAUCAAGAGUCGCCUACAGCCGCUUCCAAGCCCGGUAGCACUCCCAGACCUGAAAAAUAUAAAAUCUAAGAUUGGCUCAAUUGACAACAUUCGGCACCAGCCAGGAGGUGGCAAGGUGCAGAUCGUCCACAAGAAAGUCGAUCUGAGUAAUGUCCAGUCAAAGUGUGGCUCCAAGGAGAACUUGAAGCAUGUCGCUGGGGGAGGAGCAGUGCAGAUAACACACAAACCAGUCGAUCUGAAACAUGUGACUUCCAAGUGUGGAUCCAUGUCAAACAUCCACCACAGGCCAGGCGGAGGAAACAUAGAAGUGAAAUCCGAGAAACUGGACUUUAAAGAAAAGGUUUCGUCCAAGAUUGGAUCACUGGACAAUGUCACUCACACGCCCGGUGGAGGAAACAAGAAGAUUUGUGGAGCAGGCUCUGCCAUUAGAGAGAAAGGGAACAGCGAAGUGUCAGGGGGAAACAAUUCCCCUACAAAUGGGCUCUACCUGGGCCUUCCACCACCACCUCUGCCAGAAGAACUUGAGGUGCCUGACUUACUGUGUGAAGAGCUGAAGAAUGAUUGAGAGCCACAAACUGACUUUCAGGGAGAAUGCUAAAGCCAAGACAGACCACGGAGCAGAGAUUGUCUACAAGUCUCCCAACCCUUCUGGAGAAACGUCCCCCCGACGUCUCAGCAACGUCUCCUCUUCUGGCAGCAUUAACAUGUCUGACUCCCCACAACUCUCCACACUGGCUGACCAAGUCUCUGCCUCCCUCGCUAAGCAAGGCUUGUGAUGAGCUGAUUUCUAAACGGGAGCUGGAGGUUCGAGAAACGUAUCCAAGAUUUAAAACAAAAAGGGAAAGUUACAUAAAAUUGCCCACACUCAAUUGAAUAAUUAAACUGUCUCUUGUAUA